This is a messenger RNA of Metarhizium album ARSEF 1941, 1176 nucleotides long. Its product is annotated as phenylacetyl-CoA ligase. Lineage: Eukaryota; Fungi; Ascomycota; Sordariomycetes; Hypocreales; Clavicipitaceae. The record is from RefSeq and is a predicted model, not a curated record. Gene Ontology annotation, molecular function: CoA-ligase activity. The transcript has 3 exons. The coding region runs from base 1 to 1176 and encodes 391 amino acids.
AUGGUCUCCCACCUCAACGUCAUCGCCAACAUCCUGCAGGUCACAGCCGUCGACUCGGUCGCCCGGAAACAGCUCGGCGUCAGGACCCAAACCAACCUCGGCGUCCUGCCUUUCAGCCACAUCUACGGCCUCACCUUGGUGGCCCUGGUAGCCCACUACCGCGGCGACCAAGUCGUCGUGCUUCCCAAGUUCGAGCCAGCAACCUUCCUCGAUGCCAUCCAGCGCUUCAGCAUCGAGCAGUUGAGCGUCGUGCCGCCAAUGCUGAUACACAUCAUCACCAACAGAGAGGCCGUGUCCAAGCACGACCUGAGCAGCGUGCGAUUUGUCUAUUGCGGCGCGGCGCCCCUGGGAACAGAGGUCAUUGAAGGCAUCCUCAAGCUCUAUCCGAACUGGAACAUCGGCCAGGGCUACGGAAUGACCGAGGCCUCGCCCGUCGUAGUCUCAACCAGCGAGGUCGACCGCCUGGUCGGCUCGUCAGGCUGCCUCGUGCCCGGAUCCAAGGCCAAAGUCAUCGACGCAGACGGCAACCAAGUCACGGCCCACGAGACAAGAGGCGAGCUCUUCGUCCAGUCACCCUCCAUCGCCCUCGGCUACCUGCACAACGAAAAAGCAAACGCCGAGACGUUUGUCCACCACGAAGACGGCCGCUGGCUCAGGACGGGCGACGAAGUCCUCGUCAGAAAGUCGGCCCAGGGAACCGAACACUUUGUCAUUACCGAUCGAAUCAAAGAGCUCAUCAAAGUAAAGGUACCUACCUACAUCCUACCGACCUCCCUAUCCCACACGGCAGCAACGGAAAAAGACAGCCAAGCUAACACGGGUCCUCUUCUCCCCCCCCUUUGCCCGCAGGGCCACCAAGUCGCCCCCGCCGAACUCGAAGCGCACCUCCUCUCGCACCCCUUCGUGUCCGACUGCACCGUGAUACCCGUCCCGGACCUCCGCGCCGGCGAAGUCCCCAAAGCCUACGUCGUCAAGGCCCGCGAGUCGUCCGGCCGCCCCGACGCGGAAAUCGCCCUCGCCAUCCGCAAGCACGUCGAGGACCACAAGGCACGACACAAGUGGCUCAGGGGCGGGGUCGAGUUCAUCGACGCCAUCCCCAAGAGCCCCAGCGGCAAGAUACUCAGGCGCCUGCUAAAGGACAAGGAAAAGGAAAAGGCAACGCCCGCCAAGCUCUAA